AUGGAUGACCGGGAGGCCCAGAAGAAGGUGUCAAGGUUCCUAGUGAAGCUGAGGCUGAAGAGUCCUUCUUGGAGCUCUGAUGACAGGUCCAGUUCGGAGUCAGAGCGAGCUAACGCUGAAGUCCGCCAGGGGAAGUCCGCUACAUCCCCAGAUAACAUUGACAGUGGCAGGAAGAAGAUAAAGUUCCCACUCCUCUUCACCAAGACAGCCGUGGCUGUGACCACCACCAACCCACUUCUCACUCAGAAUGACCGGCCCAGCGUGAAGCUUUCUGCCAAAGCAGAAAAGGCCCAUAAGACAGUGAUGGUGGCCAGUAUCCCAGAGGAGAUUGGUGUUGGAGCUAAGGUCAUGCAGAAAAACUUACCGGCCAAACCGAAGUACAGCUGGUCACGGCCCAGUCGAAGUGGAAAAGAUGACAAAGUCCAGGGCAAAGUCAAAGACUUCUACAAGACCAAAGUAGGUAAACAGAAAGAAGAUAACAUCCCGCCAAUAGCCAAAGAACCCCGGAUAAAAGGGUCCUUCCAUGGAGCAGAGCAAGGCAGAGGCAGGGACUAUGGCAGGAGGAGGGCGCCCCUCUCCUACGACAUCCAGUGCAGACUCAACCAAGCCAUGACAGAUUCAGACAGACUCAAAGCUAGAGAGGUCACCAAGAGAAGCGGAACCAUCCGCUGUGAGAAUCUCCAACAAAGUCCCAACCGACAGAUGUCAGAGUUGGAGCGAUUCAAACCCAGGGAUAUCACCAAGAGGAUAAUUCCCUGUGAUGAGCUGCAGCAAAGGCCCAACCAGCCAAUGCCAAAGCCAGAUAAAGCUGCCCUGGUUAAACUCCCGGCGAUUCCACGGCAGAGAUGCCAGACAGCACCAUCAACACAGAGGACCUGGAGGAGUUCCUAAACUCAGUGUCAGUACCUACCCUCUGCUCCAUACUUACCAUUCAUACCUAUUCUGUUCCCCACAACUGUCACUGUUAUUCCCUGACACCUCUAUGUGCUUGUGCCUGUUUGCCUGUAGGGGCAUGACUCGUAUUGAAGACCUGGCAACUACGGUGCCUGACGAUCCCCAGAUCGAUGCCCAGUCUGAUGCCUUCAAAGAAGUCUUUGAGCAGUUUGCAAAGAACAGCGAUGGCUCUCUCAAUGAGGAGGGCCUGGCGUCCACACUGGACAGAGUGGGGAUCAGUAUCAGCCCAGAGGAGGUGAAGAAAGCCCUACAGAAGGCUGACAAGGACGGAGAGGUGGGGUUUCAAGAUGUCCUGCAUGUGAUGGCGGACAGCCAGCGCUUCUCCAAGUGUGUGAAAGGUGAAGAUCCCCGACUAAGAUGUUGCCGCCCUGUGCAACUGGGUACUGGACUUCCUGACGGGCCGCCCCCAGGUGGUGAGGGUAGGCAACAACAUCUCCUCCCCGCUGAUCCUCAA
Messenger RNA from Oncorhynchus tshawytscha (Chinook salmon), 1408 nucleotides. RefSeq lists its product as uncharacterized. The transcript is spliced from 4 exons. The record is from RefSeq and is a predicted model, not a curated record. NCBI's taxonomy places the organism in Eukaryota, Metazoa, Chordata, Actinopteri, Salmoniformes, Salmonidae. Bases 1 to 891 code for a protein of 296 amino acids.